Gekko japonicus is the source of this 6604-nucleotide messenger RNA. It is a transcript of the gene DENND4C, whose product is annotated as DENN/MADD domain containing 4C. Lineage: Eukaryota; Metazoa; Chordata; Lepidosauria; Squamata; Gekkonidae. Gene Ontology annotation, biological process: regulation of Rab protein signal transduction. Gene Ontology annotation, molecular function: protein binding. The record is from RefSeq and is a predicted model, not a curated record. Gene Ontology annotation, cellular component: cytoplasmic vesicle. The transcript has 33 exons. The coding region runs from base 178 to 6069 and encodes 1963 amino acids.
AAGGAACAUGGUGGCCGCUUCCUCCCUUCCAAGGAGCCGCCAGAGCGGCGAAUCUGGUCGCUCUUGAGGCGCUGGGGAGGCUGAGGCCGAGGCAGCGGCCGGAACGGUCCCUGAGUUUACGUGAGGUGAAGGAGCCCCGCGUUUGGCUCCGCCACUGCAGGAAUUUCAGCCCCAGCUAUGAUAGAGGAUAAAGGCCCAAGAGUGGCUGACUACUUUGUAGUGGCAGGACUCACUGAUACAUCAACACUUCUGGAUCAAGAAGUAAAUCGCUUGGAAACAAAGUCGAUUGGUCCAAAGGCUCCAAUUACAGAUCUUGCUAUCAUUAUUAAAUCAGCGGGUGAAACAGUCCCUGAAGGUUACACUUGUGUUGAAUCAACACCCACAGCACUUCAAGCCAACUUGAACUAUGGGAGUCUUAAAAGCCCAGAGCUUUUUCUUUGCUACAAGAGGGGCAGGGAGAAACCACCUCUUACUGAUGUUGGAGUUUUAUAUGAAGGGAAGGAGCGUUUAAUGCCAGGCUGUGAAGUGAUCCAGGCUACUCCCUAUGGUCGCUGCGCUAAUGUCAAUAACAGUUCAGCCUCUUCCCAACGAAUCUUUAUCACCUACCGGCGGGCUCCUCCUGUGCGACCCCAAAACUCCUUGGCUGUUACCGACGUCUGUGUUAUUGUAACCAGCAAAGGAGAAACUCCUCCUCAUACUUUCUGCAAAGUUGAUAAGAAUUUGAAUUGUGGCAUGUGGGGCUCCAGUGUAUACAUUUGUUAUAAGAAGUCUGUUCCAGCUUCUAACUCAAUUGCAUAUAAAGCUGGCUUAAUAUUCAGAUAUCCAGAAGAUGAUUAUGAAUCAUUCCCUUUGUCAGAAUCUGUACCUCUUUUCUGUCUUCCAAUGGGAGCUACUAUUGAAUGUUGGGACCCUCAAACCAAAUAUCCACUACCUGUAUUCUCAACGUUUGUUCUUACUGCUUCAUCUGCUGAGAAGGUGUAUGGUGCUGCUAUCCAGUUUUAUGAGCCGUAUUCACGAGAGCUGCUAACAGAGAAGCAGCACAUGCAAUUGGGCCUCUUGACUGCUGUAGAGAGAAAGGUGGUUACCUCCAAGUCCAUAAAUUCCAACAAGUGCAUCUGCCUACUCUCACAGUGGCCUUUCUUCGAGGCCUUCAGGAAAUUCCUUAUGUUCAUCUACAAGCUGUCUGUGUCUGGACCUCAUCCUCUUCCCAUUGAAAAGCACAUAUCCCACUUCAUGCACAACAUACCUUUCCCUUCUCCUCAAAGACCAAGAAUCCUUGUACAGCUUUCUGCACACGAUGCAUUAAUACUGUCUCAACCAGUUUCUACACCUUUACCACUCAGUGGUGCAAACUUCAGCACACUGCUGAUGAAUCUUGGACCAGAAAAUUGUGCUACUCUGCUGCUGUUUGUGUUACUAGAGGGCAAGAUCCUACUCCACUCUCUCCGACCCGCUGUGCUGACUGGAGUAGCUGAAGCUGUGGUAGCCAUGAUCUUUCCAUUUCAGUGGCAAUGUCCCUACAUCCCUCUCUGUCCUUUGUCUCUGGCAACGGUGCUCAGUGCUCCCCUCCCAUUUAUAGUUGGAGUUGACUCACGGUACUUUGAUUUGUAUGACCCUCCACAAGAUGUUGUUUGCAUUGACUUAGACACAAACAUGGUGUACAUAUCAGAUGAUAAGAAGAGCAUGAACUGGAAACAGCUUCCUAAGAAGCCAUGCAAAAGUCUACUCAGCACCUUAAAGAAAUUGCAUCCACAGCUGGCAUUAGUUCACAGAAAGACACAAGAAGGCUCAGCAGUUGAGAUGACGCCUAUAGAGGCAGAUUUCUCCUGGCAGACGAAAAUGACCCAAUUUGAAAUGGAGAUUCAGGAAGCUUUUCUGCGUUUCAUGGCAUCUGUUUUAAAAGGGUACAGAACGUUCCUUAAACCAAUCACACAGGCACCUUCGAAUAAAGCUACUGCUGCAGAUUCCCUGUUUGAUCUUCAAGGAUUUUUAAAGAGUAGAGAUCGCGCCUACACAAAAUUUUACACAGCUUUAACUAAAACACAGAUAUUUAGCCGCUUCAUUGAAGAAUGCAGUUUUGUGAGUGACAAAGAUACCGGCUUGGCUUUUUUUGAUGACUGUGUGGAAAAGCUUUUUCCUGAAAAAGGAUCAGAAAAAGGAGAUAAGGUUGAUGUAGAUUCCACAGAGGAUAUUCGGUUAAUUGAGCUGGAUGAGUCUCAAAAGAGUGAACACACGGUGUUUAUAAUGCCCCCAGAGCCUCCCCCUGACGAUGGGCAGGAGAGGACACCUAAGUACAGCUAUAAAAACUUCCCUAGACUAGAUUUUAAGUUCUUCGACAGGCCACAGGAGCUCAAGCUGUCAGUCAACAGGCACCCAGCUGGAGGUACUAUUUCAAACAGUCCAGCACUCAUGGCAAAGAGGACGAAGCAGGAGAUAAAAGCAGCCCAUAAGUUAGCCAAGAGAUACUACACAAGCCCUCCACAAUGGGCCAAGUGCCUCUUCAGUCACUGCUACAGCUUAUGGUUCAUUUGUCUGCCAGCUUACGUUAGAGUUUCCCAUCCCAAAGUCAAAGCUCUGCAGCGAGCAUAUGAUGUUCUUAUCAAAAUGAGGAAAACGGAUGUGGAACCAUUGGAUGAGGUUUGCUACAGAGUUGUAAUGCAGCUCUGUGGACUUUGGGGCCAUCCUGUUCUGGCUGUGAGAGUCCUUUUUGAAAUGAAAAAUGCUGGCAUACAGCCAAACGCAAUCACCUAUGGUUACUACAACAAGGCAGCUUUGGAGAGCCCAUGGCCUAGCAGUAAUCGCAGUGGCAUUUUUCUGUGGACAAAAGUGCGGAAUGUGGUGCAUGGCAUGGCACAAUUCAGACAAUGCCUCAGAAAGUCUGCACGCAAUUUACAGGCCCCUUCAGUACCAGCUCCUCGGAUGACCACAGGUGGAAGUGAAGGGGACACGGUGAGCCAUGGUAGUGUGGAUAGUUCUAAUGAUGCUAACAGUGGGGAGCACACACUCUUCGUCAGAGACUUAGUCAGGCUUGAUUCCAUUGGUAAUCACUCUAGCACAGGUGGUCAGUCUGAUCAAGGAUAUGGCUCUAAAGAUGAACUUAUAAAGGAUGAUGGAGAUAGUGUUCAUACAUCAGAUAUGCUUGUAGAAAAAGAGUUUGUUGCUAAAGAGGACGAUCUAAUCGGAGAAGUUGGCAGUGCCAGCGAAUCUGCUGAAAAACAACAUCUUAAUCCAGAAUCCCACAGCCCAGUGGAAGUCCCAGUACAGUCUGGAAGCAGCAUCGUAAAGGUUGCCUCUGGCAUUUUCAGCAGUAGUGGCAGGAAGAGUAGCAGUGGAACCCCAUCCAGCCCAUUGUUUGUAACUCAGGAUCCAAUAGAAGAUUUUGUGUUUGAUGACAAUACUUCUCCCAAGAGGACAGGUGAAAAAGGGAAGAAGAGACAGAAGCUUUUUUCAGAAAGGAGCUGCAGUUUUAGCACUGAAAGCAGAGCAGGCAUGUUGCUGAAGAAAAGCAGCUUAGACUUGAACUCCAGUGAAGUCGCAAUAAUGAUGGGAGCAGAUGCAAAGAUCCUCACAGCGGCUCUGUCUGGGGCCAAACCAUCACCACCCCAUACAAGUAAAUCCCAGAGUUUUGACAACAUAAGUGGUGACCAGCAACAUUCUGGCUCAGACGCCUCUAGGACUUCUGAGAAUGAAAAUGCUUGGGAUACAGAGGGUUGUUCAUCACCUUUUCUGGAAAAGCUGGAGGAAGGACAUGAACAGCUUGAAAAUGGGCAUGACAACAGUGCAGCCAACGCUGAGGACAUUAACUCCAAACCCCUUAAUGCCUCUCAGUCCAGAACUAGCCAGACAGAACUCAAAGAGACGGUGAACAAAAGAAAUAGUCUUUAUGGUGUAGUCAAGCCUGUUGAAAGGGAAGAUGUUCAGGUGGGCCUGGACCCUUUAUCUUUGCUGGCAACAGAGACGGUAGAGCCAAAAUCUCCUGAACAGGAAGAAAAGAUGUUGUCACCAGUAGCUGCACGCAAUUUGGCUGAUGAAAUUGAAAGCUACAUGAACCUGAAAAGUCCCUUGGGCAACAAAUCAUUCAGCAUGGAACUACACGAGAAAGAGAGCAGCCAAGACGAAGCCUCUCCUAGUUCGCUUGGCCCUCCUUUAGACAGGCGAUCGAGUCUACCUUUAGAUUCUGCUCCACCACCCCAAGUUCAGAAUGCCACUCGUAAAAGUCCAGCUGUUUCCCGAUCCAAAACCUUUACUGGAAGACCAAAGCAACUGGCUCUUUCACGGACCCAAAAAGAACGGUCCACGUCUUUAACAGGAUUGGGCCGUUCUUCACCACAGGCUGCAUUUGGUUCAGUAGUUACAAGUUUUUCGGGCUUGAAGCUAGAUCACAUCUUAUCUGGACCUAAAAUAGAUGUUCUGAAAUCUAGCAUGAAGCAAGCAGCUAAUGUCGCCAGCAAAAUGUGGGGAGCUGUAGCAUCAGCAUAUAGCUAUUCAGAUGAUGAGGAUGAAGGGAGUCGGCUGGAUUUUACCUUUCCUGCUGGCUUUGAAGACCAAAUUUUAGGUGUCAAUCAGUCACAAAAAACAGGCAUUGCAGGACUCGCAACCAGUGACCUUGCACAGAGCACAACUAGUCUUGGCAGCAGCAACAGUAGUGGAGAUGCAGGGAAGCUACACUGCCCAACAGGUGAAGCUCCAUUCUCUAGAGGUAUGAAGUGUGUGGAUUUUGAAAAGUCUGAACAUGGCUCUUCCCAGAACACCAGUUUGUCUAGUAUCUUCCAGAACUGUGCAAUGGAGGUCUUAAUGUCAAGCUGUUCUCAGUGUCGCGUAUGUGGAGCACUAGUUUAUGAUGAAGAAAUCAUGGCAGGAUGGACUGCAGAUGACUCUAAUUUGAAUACUACCUGCCCAUUCUGCAAAAGCACUUUCUUACCUCUUCUUAAUGUGGAGUUUAAAGACUUGCGUGGAUAUGCAAGCUUAUUUUUGAAACCAAGUACCUCUGGUGAUAGUUUACACAGCAGUAACAUUCCAUUAACCACUGAUUCACUGGAGCAGAAGACUGUUUCUGAUUCUCUGGAGCAGAAGACUGCAACUGAUUUGAUCAGUUUUGAAGAACCCUCAAAUACCAACCCAACCAUUGUUGAAGAAAACAGCACCACAGCUAUGCAAAGCAGCAGGAUAGCAGAAGAGAGUGGGGACCUCAGACCUGCGCGUCCGUCUGCUGCAAAUAACACACCCAAGCGAGGAGCUUCUCUGACUCGGAGCCACAGUGUUGGUGGCCCCCUGCAAAAUAUUGAUCUGUUGCAGAGGCCGUCUCAUUGCAUUUCAACAGUUAGCCUUCCUAACAGUUUACAGGAGGCCAUGGAUCCCAUAGCAAAAAGGCCAAAUCCUUUACCUGUAUCUGUGCCCUAUUUGAGCCCUUUGGUACUCCGAAAAGAGUUGGAAUCUUUGCUGGAGAAUGAAGGAGAACAGGUGAUCCACACUUCAACAUUUAUCAAUCAACAUCCCAUUAUUUUCUGGAACUUAGUGUGGUGUUUCCGUCGCUUGGAUCUCCCAAGUAACUUGCCAGGGCUCAUUCUGACUUCAGAACACUGCAAUGAGGGUGUCCAGCUUCCUCUGUCCAAUUUGUCUCAAGACAGCAAGCUAGUGUAUAUCCAGCUACUUUGGGACAACAUCAAUCUUCACCAGGAGCCUGGGGAGCCCUUGUAUAUAUCGUGGAGAAAUCUCAAUUCCACGGAGAAGAAACCCUCAAUAGCUUCAGACGAGCAGCAAGCAAUAAGCACUUUAGUUGAAAAUAUCAGGCUAAGCAUUCAGCACAAUGAUGUUGUUAAACCCAUCAAUCUCCUUGUACAGCAAAAGCACAAUGGCAAGCGACAAAGGAGUUUUUACAGAGAGAUCCUCUUUCUCUCCCUGGUGUCCCUUGGGAGGGAGAAUAUUGACAUUGAGGCCUUUGACAAUGAAUACAGGGCAGCAUAUAAAAGCCUCCCAAGUGAGGUGGUUGAAAAGAUGCAGAAGAUAGAUGCUCCACCCAGCAGCAGUGUCGAGUGGUGUAGGAAGUGCUUUGGAGCACCUGUCAUAUAAAGUCAACAGAGAAGAUGUGGCAAACCAUCCACAAGACAUGGGAGAGGCAGAUCUGGCAACAUGUCGAUUUUGAUGCGGGCUCCACAACUCCAACUAUGACGUACAAUCCAGUUCAGGAGUCACCAUGGCACUUUUCUACAGCAGCUGAUAAUGUAUGUACCAAUGAAUUGGAGUCAGUACAUCAGUAUGAAGCAUAUGGGUCUUGAGUGGACUGUCCACCUUCAGUGUUGCUCUGUCCUUUUAACCUUUCUCAGCCUCAUGUUGAAAAGAGAAGAAUGUGUCCACUGGCAUUUGUUUGGUGCCUUUCUCUAAAGACUCGGAGCAGUGGGAUAUUUUAUAACAGACCUAAGAGCAUCUUAAAUUAAUCUCUUUGCCUAUGGAGCGACCCCUGUUCAAAGAGGGAUGUGUUUUGCAUGUACAUACAUACUUAUUGUUCAUUUGAUGUGUGAAUGGAAAAUCUUUUCCUUUGGGUCAAAAGACCAAACUGUAUACUCUUCUUUUUGAAAAACCAUCACUGUCCCAGUUAGUAAAAAAA